AUGAGCGGGAGCGGCGCGGCGCCCGGCCCGGGCUCGGGCUCCUCCCCGGCCGGCUCCUCCCCGGCCGCCUGCCGUUUCGCGCACUACUUCGUGCUGUGCGGGAUCGACGCGGACAGCGGCCUGGAGCCCGACGAGCUGGCGGGUGAAAAUUUUGACCAGAGUCCUUUGAGAAGAACAUUCAAAUCCAAAGUUCUGGCCCACUAUCCUCAGAAUAUAGAAUGGAACCCUUUCGAUCAAGAUGCAGUAAACAUGUUGUGCAUGCCUAAAGGGCUAUCUUUCAGAACACAAACUGACAAUAAAGACCCUCAGUUCCACUCAUUUAUAAUUACCCGGGAAGAUGGUUCUCGUACCUACGGUUUUGUUCUCACUUUUUAUGAAGAAGUUACAAGUAAGCAAAUCUGCACAGCAAUGCAGACGCUCUACCAGAUGCACAACGCAGAGCAUUACAGCAGCUUGUACGCUUCAUCCUCCUGCAGCAUGGACUCACUGGCAAGCAGUAUUGACGAGGGAGAUACAACUUCCCUUUUGAAACUCCAGCGAUACAACUCUUAUGACAUCAGCAGAGACACCCUGUAUGUUUCAAAAAGUAUAUGUUUGAUCACACCACUGCCUUUCAUGCAGGCCUGCAAGAAAUUCCUUAUCCAGCUUUACAAGGCAGUUACCUCACAGCAGCCACCACCCUUGCCGCUUGAGAGCUACAUCCAUAAUAUUCUCUAUGAGGUGCCCCUUCCUCCUCCAGGGAGAUCACUGAAAUUUUAUGGUGUUUAUGAACCCGUCAUCUGUCAGAGGCCGGGCCCCAGUGAACUUCCUCUCUCCGAUUACCCGCUCCGAGAGGUCUUCGAGCUCCUGGGCCUGGAGAACUUGGUACAGGUGUUUACCUGUGUUCUUUUAGAGAUGCAGAUCCUUCUCUACUCACAAGAUUAUCAACGCCUGAUGACUGUGGCGGAAGGCAUCACCACACUUCUGUUCCCAUUUCAGUGGCAGCAUGUUUAUGUGCCCAUCCUCCCUGCUUCUCUGCUACAUUUUCUUGAUGCUCCUGUCCCUUAUCUGAUGGGCCUUCAGUCAAAAGAAGGAACUGACCGUUCUAAGCUAGAACUUCCUCAAGAGGCUAAUUUGUGUUUUGUGGAUAUUGACAACCAUUUUAUUGAGUUGCCUGAAGAAUUUCCACAGUUCCCCAAUAAAGUAGAUUUUAUCCAAGAACUCUCUGAAAUUCUUCUUCAAUUUGGGAUCCCUCCUGAGGGCAGCCUACAUUGUAGUGAGAGUGCCACCAAGCUAAAGAAUCUGGUUCUGAAAGACUUGGUCAAUGACAAGAAGAAUGGGAACGUCUCUGCUAAUAACAUUAGCGUGUAUGAGUUACUGAAGGGCAACGAAACCAUAGCCCGCCUCCAGGCUCUAGCCAAGCGGACUGGUGUGACCGUGGAAAAAAUGGACCUCUCUGCCUCUUUGAGUGAAAAAGAAAAAGAUUUAAAACUGCAGUGUGAAGAGGCAGAACUAAGGGACUACCAGCUCAACGUACAGCUCCGAGAGGUCUUUGCUAACCGCUUUACACAGAUGUUUGCAGAUUAUGAAGCGUUUGUGAUUCAGACUGCCCAGGACAUGGAAUCUUGGCUGACCAACCGGGAACAGAUGCAGAACUUUGACAAAGCUUCCUUUCUGUCUGACCAGCCUGAACCUUACCUGCCAUUUCUUUCACGCUUCAUUGAAACACAGAUGUUUGCCACCUUUAUUGAUAAUAAAAUUAUGUCUCAGUGGGAAGAGAAAGAUCCUUUGCUUCGAGUCUUUGACUCUCGGAUUGAGAAGAUAAGACUGUAUAAUGUAAGGGCACCCACCUUGAGGACAUCUAUAUAUCAGAAAUGCAGCACUUUAAAAGAAGCAGCCCAGUCAAUUGAGCAGCGACUGAUGAAAAUGGAUCACACUGCAAUCCACCCACAUCUACUUGAUAUGAAAAUUGGUCAAGGCAAAUAUGAGCAAGGGUUCUUUCCAAAGUUACAGUCUGAUGUCUUGGCAACAGGACCAGCUAAUAACAAUCGCUGGGUAAGUCGGAGUGCCACUGCACAGCGCCGGAAAGACCGCCUUCGCCAACAUUCCGAGCACAUUGGGCUGGACAACGACCUGAGGGAGAAAUACAUGCAAGAGGCACGAAGUUUAGGAAAAAACCUGAGGCAACCCAAAUUGUCAGACCUCUCUCCUGCAGUGAUUGCACAAACCAACUGGAAAUUUGUAGAAGGCUUAUUAAAAGAAUGUAGAAUGAAGACAAAACGCAUGUUGGUGGAAAAGAUGGGCCACGAAGCAGUGGAACUGGGCCAUGGGGAAGCAAACAUAACCGGCUUGGAGGAGAACACCCUGAUCGCCAGCCUCUGUGACCUGCUGGAAAGGAUAUGGAGCCAUGGCUUGCAGGUCAAGCAGGGGAAGUCAGCUUUGUGGUCACAUUUAAUUCAGUUUCAGGACAGAGAAGAGAAACAAGAGCACCUUGCAGAAUCACCAGUUGCCCUUGGACCAGAAAGAAGAAAAUCUGACUCAGGAGUUAUGUUGCCAACACUCAGGGUCUCUCUUAUCCAAGACAUGAGGCAUAUUCAAAACAUGAGUGAGAUCAAGACUGAUGUCGGACGAGCUCGAGCAUGGAUAAGAUUGUCUCUAGAAAAGAAGCUCUUGUCCCAGCAUCUCAAGCAGUUGCUCUCUAACCAACUGCUCACAAAGAAGCUUUAUAAACGUUAUGCUUUUCUACGUUGUGAAGAAGAAAGAGAGCAGUUUCUUUACCAUCUUCUUUCCCUCAAUGCUGUGGACUAUUUCUGCUUCACCAGUGUGUUCACCACUAUCAUGAUUCCGUAUAGGUCAGUGAUCAUUCCCAUCAAAAAGCUGAGCAAUGCGAUCAUCACAUCGAACCCUUGGAUCUGUGUAUCAGGAGAACUAGGAGACACGGGAGUAAUGCAGAUUCCCAAAAAUCUCCUCGAAAUGACUUUUGAAUGCCAGAACCUGGGGAAGCUGACUACUGUUCAGAUUGGUCACGAUAACUCAGGACUGUUAGCCAAAUGGCUAGUGGAUUGUGUCAUGGUCAGAAACGAAAUCACAGGACAUACAUACAGGUUCCCAUGCGGGCGGUGGCUGGGGAAAGGCAUUGAUGAUGGAAGCCUGGAGAGAAUUCUCAUUGGAGAAUUGAUGAUAUCAGCAGCAGAUGAGGAUCUAGUGAAGCAGUGUCGGACUCCACCCCAGCAGAAAUCACCCACCAUGGCCAGGAGACUAAGCAUCACUUCACUGACAGGAAAAACUACCAAACCCAGUGCUGGACAGAUCCAAGAAGGAAUUGGAGAAGCUGUGAACAAUAUUGUGAAACAUUUUCACAAACCUGAAAAAGAGAGAGGAAGCCUCACUGUGUUGCUGUGUGGAGAGAGUGGCUUAGUUGCAGCACUUGAGCAAGUUUUCCACCAUGGCUUCAAAUCUGCUCGCAUCUUUCACAAGAACGUCUUCAUCUGGGACUUCAUAGAGAGAGCAGUUGCUUAUUUUGAAACAACUGACCAGAUUCUAGACAAUGAAGAUGAUGUCCUCAUUCAGAAAUCAUCCUGCAAAACCUUCUGCCACUAUGUAAAUGCUAUUAAUACUGCACCCAGGAACAUUGGGAAGGACGGCAAAUUCCAGAUUUUAGUUUGCCUUGGAACACGGGAUCGCCUGCUCCCACAGUGGAUUCCGCUGUUAGCCGAGUGUCCUGCCAUCACCCGAAUGUAUGAGGAGAGUGCCCUCCUGCGAGAUCGCAUGACCGUCAACUCCCUCAUCCGCAUUCUGCAGACCAUCCAGGACUUCACUAUAGUCUUAGAAGGCUCACUUAUCAAAGGAGUGGAUGUGUAA
This is a messenger RNA of Lipotes vexillifer (Yangtze River dolphin), 3840 nucleotides long. RefSeq names its product DENN domain containing 5B (gene DENND5B). The record is from RefSeq and is a predicted model, not a curated record. Gene Ontology annotation, molecular function: guanyl-nucleotide exchange factor activity; small GTPase binding. Lineage: Eukaryota; Metazoa; Chordata; Mammalia; Artiodactyla; Lipotidae.